Messenger RNA from Gracilinanus agilis (Agile Gracile Mouse Opossum), 874 nucleotides. It is a transcript of the gene ARPC4, whose product is annotated as actin related protein 2/3 complex subunit 4. Gene Ontology annotation, molecular function: actin filament binding. Gene Ontology annotation, biological process: Arp2/3 complex-mediated actin nucleation; actin filament polymerization. Bases 99 to 605 code for a protein of 168 amino acids. Gene Ontology annotation, cellular component: Arp2/3 protein complex; actin cytoskeleton. The record is from RefSeq and is a predicted model, not a curated record. The transcript has 6 exons. Lineage: Eukaryota; Metazoa; Chordata; Mammalia; Didelphimorphia; Didelphidae.
UAGCGGUGGUAGCGCUCGAACCUGGCUCCCGGAAGAGACGGCGCCCAGGACCCUGUGCACUCCUGCACUUCCGCUUUCCGGCCUAGCCAGCACCAGCAAUGACUGCCACUCUCCGCCCCUACCUUAGUGCCGUGCGGGCCACGCUGCAGGCUGCACUUUGCCUGGAGAAUUUUUCCUCCCAGGUUGUGGAGAGGCACAACAAGCCAGAAGUGGAAGUCAGGAGUAGCAAAGAACUCCUGUUACAACCUGUGACUAUCAGCAGGAAUGAGAAGGAAAAGGUUCUGAUCGAGGGUUCUAUCAACUCUGUUAGAGUCAGCAUUGCUGUGAAACAGGCUGAUGAAAUUGAGAAGAUCCUUUGCCACAAGUUCAUGCGCUUCAUGAUGAUGAGAGCAGAGAACUUCUUCAUCUUGCGCAGGAAACCUGUGGAGGGUUAUGAUAUCAGUUUCCUGAUCACAAACUUUCAUACAGAGCAAAUGUACAAACAUAAACUGGUGGACUUUGUGAUCCACUUUAUGGAGGAGAUUGACAAGGAGAUCAGUGAAAUGAAGCUGUCGGUCAAUGCUCGUGCUCGUAUUGUGGCAGAGGAGUUCCUCAAGAAUUUUUAGAGCAUCUGACUGGAUGUCUCAGCUUCUCCUUCUCUCAUCCUCUCCUAUCUCUGCAAAGCUGCCCUGGUGGAACUCGGAAGAAUGCUGGGGCGAGGGGAGGAGCAGGGUUGGGGAUGUAGGGCCCGGGAUGGAGAGCUUGCUAAGAGAAAACGGCAGUAGACCUGCAAGGCUGCACCCAGUGGGUCCACCUGGCCAUUAAUGUUCAGUCCCCUGGGCUGGGACAGGUUUUUUUUUUUAAAUGUCUUGAAAUUUAAAACUCUGUGCUUGUA